AUGGCGCCGCGCCUGCUCCUGCCUCCUUGUUGCUUUUCCCGUUUCCUUCGGCGGCGGCGGCGAGCGAGCGAGCGAGACACGGGAUUCGAGAACGCCGCACGUCAUCCUCGGGACGCUCGGCUCGCCUCGCCUAGGCUCGACUUGGCCCGGCCCUGCCCGGCGGAGCCAUCGCCGCCGCCACGGAGCGGAGCGGGGCCGGCGGCCGAAGAGCCUCGCCGGGAAGGCAGCCGCUGGCGUUGCGCGCCCCGGGGUUUGCGCGCCCCGCGCCUCGCAGCGCCCCGCAGAAGAAGAGCCCUGUUGCUCAAGGGCUUACCUGCAACAAGCACUGUUGAAGAAAAUGCAGCAGCUGGUGUUUCAGUUUAUACCUUUAAUGUAACUGUUUCUCCAUUGUCUUCUGAAGGUGUUGCAAUACUUCCUACGAUAAUAAAUUCAAACCCACUUACAGAGGCUUUUGAGAUUAAAUCAAAGGGAGAUCUCGAGUACAGGGUUGUUACUACUGGAAACCCUGUCAUAGAUUAUGAAACUAUGCCAAAGAGCUUUGAUUUACAGAUUUUUGUUGAAGACACAACUGGGAGAACUGACCUUAAAGUACUGACUGUCCGAGUAACAGAUAAAAAUGAAUGUCCUGUAUUUCGAGGAAAUAUGGCAAUUCAAACCGUAACGAUCUAUGUCUUGGAAGGAACACCUCCAGAAUGCAUUUACCAAGUUGAUGCAGCUGAUCCUGAAAAUGCUGAACUCAAAUAUUCACUGCUUCCUGCAUCAGUGCCAUUCUUGGUCUUGAAAAGCGGAGCCAUUUUUUCCACAAAAAAGUUUGAUUAUGAGAAAGAUCCACAUUGUUAUUUUUUAAAUAUAACAGUGACAGAUCCAGAAGGACUCAACUCGACUAAAACACUGAAUAUAAAUAUAAUUAACAUCAAUGAUGAAAGACCUUACUUUACCACAAAGCAAAGAAUCUACAGGAUUCCAGAGGAGCAAACCCUGGGCACCGUUGUUGCCAAUAUGACAGCUAAAGAUCCUGAUGAUGAAGACUCUCCCAGCAGACUUUUAUACAGCAUCCAGUCUUCUGACAGAUAUUUCUCCAUAAAUCCAUCAACCGGAGUGCUGCAGGUGACUGGGAGAAUUGACCGAGAUGCCCUUCCACUGCGGCUCCAUCCUAACAUUUCAGUGAUAGUCCGCGUAGAGGAAAGUCCCAGCAGCGAUCAUGCCAGCGAAAUGGAGAUCACAAUCAUUAUUGAUGAUAUCAAUGACAACCCACCAGAAUGCAAUCCUUCUACCUUCAGGAAAGAGGCAAAUGAAAAUAUGAGUGCUGGGACAUUUCUUCUUGAUCUUAGAAAUUACUGUAAGGAUAUCGAUGUUGAUCCAUCAAACAAUCGAUUUAAUUUCACUGGAUUAUCUGGUUUUGGAAGCAAUAACUUUGCUUUGGAGUCGACCCUGUCUGGAAGACUUGUGAACCCCCACCAGUUGUUGCUCAUGUGCAAUGGUGGUUGGUUUGUUGCUUUAAAAAGAACUGUGGACAAAUACAGAAAACAGGGAAACAUAACAAAAAAUAGACAUUCUAUGACUGAAAGUAUUGAUUUAGAAAACCCAGCUCAUCCAGGAGUUGAAGUUUAUUCUUUGACUGUUAGAGUGCAAGAUAUUGCCUGUCCUAGCUACUCAAAUAUCAUCUACAUUUACAUCAGGAUAAAGCCAGUGAAUGAAUUUUUUCCAGUCUUCAGUAAUUUAUCAUAUGAAUUUAAUGUCCCAGAAAUUCUUAAAGUCGGAUCCAGCAUUGGAAGAGUGAGUGCCAGAGACAAGGACUGGCCGCCCAGUGUCAUCACUUAUUCCAUUGUAGCUGGAGGAGGCACCAGGGAUUAUACAAAUAUCUUCUGGAUCAGCCCAACCAAAGGAGAUGUGAAGAUUUUAGCUCGAUUAGACUAUGAAACAACUCAGAAACACAUUUUUGCAGUGCAGGCCUCAGACCAAGAGAAGACUGCAACAACAUCUGUAACUGUCAAUGUUUUGGAAGUAAAUGAUGAAGAACCAGUUUGUUCACCCAAUUUCUAUUCGUUUCAAAUCCCAGUCAGCUUAGCUGUUGGGACCAAUGUUAAUGGCUUCAGGAUUGAAUGUCAAGAUCGUGAUUCUGAUCCCAGGUCUUUCCGUUACUUCAUUAAUGAAGGCAAUGUGAACAAUCAUUUCACCUUUUCACCAAGUGCCGGCUCCAACACAUCUCGGCUGAUUCUUGCAUCGAGGUUUGACUAUGAAAGUGGACUUGAUACAAACUGGAUUUACAGACUGCGUGUCUAUAUAACAGAUGACAAUUUACUAUCUGCCAGGGACAAAGCUAUACACCUAAUUAAAACUGGAACAUUGACUUUAAGCAUCAGAGUUAUCCCAAACCCAACUACUGUCGUUCCAACAACACCUGGCUUCACUGUUGUGAUGAAAAGAGAAAACCUCUACUCUGACUCGGCGUGGUACGUGCCGUUUGUCGUCACCCUUGGCAGUUUGCUGCUCCUCGGACUGCUGGGCUACCUGGGCUUCCUGCUGGCGACGUGGGUCCGCACCAGCUGCCCACUGGCAGGCAAAGCAGACGGUGCACCUCUGAUAAAUGCUCCAGAAAAGAAGAAACCUAAGAAAGAAGUGGUUGUGACAAUGGCAAAGCUAAACACUGUCUUUGAUGGAGAAGCCAGAGACCCAGUCACUGGCAAAAUGUAUGAAUUCAACUCACGUUCAGGAGCCAGGAGGUGGAAGAAGAGUGGUGAGCCCCUUCAGCCAGCACCGUCUGUGCAGGUAACAUCCAGUACCACAGACAAUGGUGGCCAAAGGACAGACAGAGCAGAGGCGCCAAGCAAAAAAGAGCGUUCAGAGAAGAGGAAAGAGCCGUCAGCAGGGACAAAACCCGCUGCCAAGCCCUGGGCAAGGCAAUCAGAAACACCAGAACAGGAUGGGCUGAGGUUACAAAAGCAGAAAGAAGAGUCUGAGGAGAGAGGAUUGUCCUCACCAGCCCCCCAAAGCAGAUACUGACCUUCUCUCACAUUAAGCCAGCCUUAAAGCAAGGUGCACAAGUAUCCAAGGCACCGCCCAAGUGACCACUGCUCCAAACAGCCAAAGAAUUAACAGAUGCUGACAUAUGUGUUUUUCACUAUACAUAUCACAGCUGAAAACAUAAGGUGCCCACUGCUGUGUAAACUGGACCCAAAGGCAGGAUGAAGCUGGACUUACCUUUGGCAGGUGCAGGUAAGAGUGGAGGAGAAGGGGAGGAUGUGAAAGGGGGGGAAGAGGAAAUAAAAGCAGAUUCCCAGAUAGAAGCAUCUGCUGCCCACUGGCCCUGGGCUACAGCUGCUGGCAGUCUCCUCCUGGAAGAGCUCUGCACCUCCAGAUUGGCAUGGCCAUAUCCUCUGAGCACAUUUGGGGAGGGCAGCAUACACAUGGACAUGCUUUCUCACUGGUGAAUGGGGUCUCCUCUCCCUGCUGAGCAGCAGAAUGGGUGAAAAGCACAUUAAGGUUGAAAAGCUUGCUGGUAACAGCUGAAAAUAGUUUCUUUUCAUUCAGUACUUUAUUUCACUGCUUCCUUACCCUCCCAUCUUGCUGUAGAAAAGACCAUGGCUUGAAAGCAGUUUUGGAGUGGAGAAAACCCACAGUUUGUUACGGUAUUUCAGGCUGUCAGGUCAACACUAUCAGCUUAUUUAUCUUUUGUAGCAUUAGGCACAUUCAAUAUCUCCACCUUUGGUAUUUCCUCUGGUGUAUUUAAUGUUUUACAGAAUCAAGUGCAACACACACAAAAGAAUAAUGACAAUAAACACAUGGGUGAAUCUUUCCUGAGUGUGGGCAUGUAUAACGUAAGUGAUGUCUAAGAACCAGAUAUAAAACAUGCAAACCCUACAAGAUUUCAGAAAAUCAUUUUAAUCUGAAGAAAUUUAUUUAUAAAUGAUGA
Phalacrocorax carbo (great cormorant) is the source of this 3913-nucleotide messenger RNA. Lineage: Eukaryota; Metazoa; Chordata; Aves; Suliformes; Phalacrocoracidae. The record is from RefSeq and is a predicted model, not a curated record.